AUGUCUCUAGCGAAAUCUGCUGCUAACAAGUUGGACUGGGCGAAAGUCAUCUCUACACUGAAGAUAUCUGGGAGCACAGCUACACAGUUGUCCAGCUUCAAAAAGAGGAACGAUGAAGCCCGGAGAAAGUUGCUGGAAUUGCAACAGCAACCGGCCGUUGUUGAUUUUGGAAUGUACCGCUCCGCGUUGAAGAAUUCGAGUAUCGUGGAUAAAAUAGAAUCACUGUGUAAGGCGUACCAGGUCGUUACGGUGGACUCCUCAAAGCAGAUUUCUGCCAUCGAGAACUUUGAGAAAUAUGCAUUGCAGAACGCGAAACAGACCGAAACGCUAGUGGCUAAAGAAUUGUCCACUUUGAAGGAAACUUUGCAGAAGAUAGAAAGUGCCAGACCAUUCGACGAAUUGACCGUGGACGAGUUGAUUAAGGCGAAGCCAGAGAUUGACGCAAAGGUCGAAGAGAUGGUCAAAAAGGGUAAGUGGGAAGUUCCAGGGUACGAGGAGAAGUUCGGCUCAUUGAACUUGAUGUGA
Molecule: messenger RNA, 525 nt
Organism: Huiozyma naganishii CBS 8797
Lineage: Eukaryota; Fungi; Ascomycota; Saccharomycetes; Saccharomycetales; Saccharomycetaceae
Gene: ATP7
Product: F1F0 ATP synthase subunit d
Exons: 1
Coding region: 1-525 (174 amino acids)
Biological process (GO): proton motive force-driven ATP synthesis
Molecular function (GO): proton transmembrane transporter activity
Source: RefSeq, a predicted model, not a curated record